AUGCGCAUCCUACCAAACCUCACCCUCCUCGCCUCCCUCACCACCACCAUCCUUGCCGACCCCAUCCCCCCCAAUACCGGACCAAGCCCAGCCCCAGCCCCGACUCCUCGAUCCUCAACCACCCCCUCCCGACCGCCAACAACAACAACAACACCCCCCCAAAACCAAACCCCACCCCCACCCCCAACCCCCAGCAGCCCACGCAGCAACCCCAACACCGCCAGCGGUAUAACCCCCCCACUAUUCGCCUCCCUCGAACGCGCCGCCCGCCUCGUCGACAUCACCUACUGUGUCGGCACGACCGGCAUCUCCCCGCCCUUCUCAUGUGUCUCGCGCUGCCGCGACUUCCCCUCGCUGCGCCCUGCUGCGGACGAGUAUGUCCCGUAUCCGGCUCCGCCUGGGGAGGGCGGCGAUAAUGGGGAUGGGAGGUGCGACAACUGCACCGUGCAUAUGGGCUUCAUGGCCUCGUGGCGGAAUGCCCGCGAGGUGGUCAUCCCCGCGCUGGGGCCGCGCGGGAGAAGUAUCCCGGUUACAGGGCUAGGGGAGGGGGAUCAGGGCGAGGACGUGGCCUACCGCCGUGUUACGCAUGUGGGCGACCCGGUGCCGCUGCUGCCGUUGACAGAGUGGGGGUAUCGGUCGCAUGCCGGAGAGAUUUACAUUGAGAAGUCGAAUCUACCCCCCGGCCCGGAGGACUUGAGGUUGUGUCGCGGUGACAACGACUCGAACUGUAUGGGCGGGGCCGAGACGGCCGACUGGCUACACUCUACCCUCAGGCCAGAGGAGGCUGAGCUCCCAGGAUCAUCCUCUCAGUGGAGACGGGGAUGA
This is a messenger RNA of Chaetomium globosum CBS 148.51, 825 nucleotides long. RefSeq lists its product as uncharacterized. NCBI's taxonomy places the organism in Eukaryota, Fungi, Ascomycota, Sordariomycetes, Sordariales, Chaetomiaceae. The transcript has 5 exons. The record is from RefSeq and is a predicted model, not a curated record. The coding region runs from base 1 to 825 and encodes 274 amino acids.